GCGUAAUUUGGCGUGAACGAGCUGCGCGCCCCCUGACGCGGGCGCACGAGCGAGCAAUGCCCACAGCAGACGCGGACAGAAGGAAAAACUCUUUUUUAAACAUAAUUUAAAAAAUACGAUCUACAACGAGACAUUCAUUCAAUCACGUCCUUCAGGAUGGCAGAUGCUGAGGGAAAAAACGAUACCUGCGGGACAGUAUGCCUCAAAUACCUUCUGUUCAUCUUCAAUCUUUUCUUUUGGCUGGCAGGUGGCGCUGUGAUGGCAGUGGGAAUAUGGACUCUGGUGGAUAAAAGUGACUACAUCAGCCUUCUGUCCUCCAACACCUACUCGGCAGCGGCCUUCAUCCUGAUUGGCGCGGGGGCCGUCGUCGUGCUCACUGGGAUACUUGGCUGCUGUGCCACCAUCAGGGAACAAAGAGGUCUUCUUAGAGUGUUCUUUGUCCUGUUGUUAUUAAUCUUCCUACUGGAGGUCACAGCUGGAUUUCUGGCUUAUGUCUAUUAUCAGGAGUGUUUUCCUCUCUGCUACCAGCUGAACGCUGAGCUCAGAGCCGAUCUGAAAGAGAGGAUGGUGCAAAACUACCAGCAGCCUGGACAAGAGCACAUCACUAGAGCCAUUGACAGCCUCCAGCAAGACCUGAAGUGUUGUGGCAGUAACAGCUCAGCAGACUGGAGGGAAGGGGCCUGGAUUCAGAUCUUUGCCGACGGACGCCUGGUGCCCGACAGCUGCUGUAAGACCCCCACAGUGGCCUGUGGAGUCAGAGACCACCCAUCCAACAUCUACAAAGUGGAGGGAGGUUGCAUAUCCAAACUAGAGGAGUUUAUUCUUCAGCAUCUGAUCGUUUUGGGCUCAGUGGGUCUUGGGAUUGCGUUCAUUCAGAUUGUAGGGAUGAUUUUUACCUGCUGCUUGUAUCAAAGUUUGAAAGAAGAAAUAUACUGAUGAUAAGAUACUAAUUCACACCAACACCAAAUAAACCUUCCUGCUGUCUGCACGACUGUCUGCUGCUGUUUGGUUUGAUGUUGUGUGUCAUGAAUAUGUCACAAUAAUGCAGGGUGACAGGUCAAUAUGUCUUGGCUACAGGACAGUCCUUCUGGAAAGAGAACUUAAUUUGCUUUGUUUUAAGCAAAGAUUUUUAAAAGCAGUGCGUUUAAUUUUUUUUUUUUUUUUUUUUUGCAGUACAAAUAAAUCAGUGGAAUUGUUUCAUCAUAAUUCUGUUCGGUUCUCUCUCACAGUGCCUUCAAAUACAUACAGAAUUCGUCUGCCACUGAUUAUUAAACAUUAGAUAAUUAUCGGCACCCUUUCAGCAUUAAAAAGGGUUGUAAUCUUUGUUAUUGGUUUAAAUGACAGACAUGAAUUUUUACAUCCAUUGUAUGUAACAUUUGUUCCAUUAAUAAAACAUUAAUUUAUUUCCAUCACAUGGAAGUAAUAUUCAAGGUA
Molecule: messenger RNA, 1434 nt
Organism: Cyprinus carpio (common carp)
Lineage: Eukaryota; Metazoa; Chordata; Actinopteri; Cypriniformes; Cyprinidae
Product: CD151 antigen-like
Cellular component (GO): membrane
Source: RefSeq, a predicted model, not a curated record